GAAAAAAAGGAAAAAAAAGGAAAAAAAAUAGGAAAAAAUAUUAAAAAAGAAUCAAAAACAGAUGAAACAAUACAAAACGACAAAAAAGAAAUAACAUGGAAAAUAGUGACACAAAACAUUAAAGGGUUAAAUGACAAAACAAAACAAAACAUAUUAUGGAACCAAUGUGAAAAAUCAAAAAUCGACAUUAUAUUUUUACAAGAAACCAAUAUCAAAACAAAUUCAACAACAUCUUUCUUCUCACACACACAUACAACACAAAAAAAUGAAAAAUUUCUACUAAACGAACCUGAAACAUAUAAAACUUGGAACUCAUCAAUUGAAAAUA
Dentiscutata erythropus is the source of this 328-nucleotide messenger RNA. Lineage: Eukaryota; Fungi; Glomeromycota; Glomeromycetes; Diversisporales; Gigasporaceae. The record is from the annotation of a GenBank genome assembly.